Chiloscyllium plagiosum (whitespotted bambooshark) is the source of this 2792-nucleotide messenger RNA. It is a transcript of the gene xrcc3, whose product is annotated as X-ray repair complementing 3. NCBI's taxonomy places the organism in Eukaryota, Metazoa, Chordata, Chondrichthyes, Orectolobiformes, Hemiscylliidae. Gene Ontology annotation, molecular function: ATP-dependent DNA damage sensor activity; four-way junction DNA binding; ATP binding. The record is from RefSeq and is a predicted model, not a curated record. Gene Ontology annotation, biological process: double-strand break repair via synthesis-dependent strand annealing; t-circle formation; telomere maintenance via recombination. Gene Ontology annotation, cellular component: replication fork; Rad51C-XRCC3 complex.
GUCGGCGUGAACCGUAACAUGGGCGAAUCACCGUCCUUUAAAUGGCCCCGAGCCUAAGCAACAACAUAACGUCGUGCUUUAGGAUGGAGAGUUACAAUAAGCAGUUGAACAGAGUGAGAUUGUUGAAAUAUUUAAUGGAAUAAACGAGAGGUUGAGGAUAUGCGAUUAUUUUCAGUAGUACCUGUUAUGGACUGGAGAGCUCCCCGCCCCCGCGAUUAUACUGAGGAAAGGCGCCGUGUUGUGUUUGUGGGAGGGGCAGUUACUGUGACCCAUGACCCCCAGCUCGCGCGAUCACCGUUACCUCCUGCUGCCAGCUUCCAAUGGGUCUCGCGGCCGGGGUCACUCACUGAUGAUGGGGGAGCCCGCGAUGGACUGGAGUCACUUAGAUCUGAAUCCUAAAGUGGUGGCUGCUGUUAAGCGAGCAAACAUCCAAACAAUGAAAGAAAUCUUAUGUCUUUCGGGACCAGAUCUGCAGAGACUCACUAAGUUGUCCAGUUCUGAUGUGCAAUAUUUGCAUAAAACUGUUGCAGCAACAAUAAAGAGUGAUCCUGUGGUAACAGCCCUGCAAAUAUACAAUGGAGAAUGUCCUUUUCCAACCCAGAAGCGAAAACUUAGCAUGGGUUGUCCAGUCGUGGACUCACUACUUGGAGGUGGAAUCCCAUUAAUGGGAAUUACUGAAAUAGUUGGUGAGAGUUCAGCAGGCAAGACACAAAUUUGCAUGCAGCUGUCCCUGUCUGUACAGUUUCCAUGUAGCUAUGGUGGACAAGAUGCAGGAGCUGUGUAUAUUUGUACAGAGGAUACUUUUCCAAAUAAACGAUUACAGGAAUUGAUUGCCUUUCAAUCCAUGUUACGAACUGAAGUGCCGCCCGAUGUUGUCAACAAUAUUAAGUUUGGUAACAACAUUUUUAUUGAACAUGUUGCAGAUGUGGAGUCCUUAAAUCACUGCAUUAGCAAAAGACUACCAAUCUUACUGUCACGAGGCUUGAUACGCCUAGUGGUGAUUGAUUCAAUUGCAGCUUUAUUCAGAUGUGAAUUUGGAGUCAGCGAUUCGAUUGCCAAGGCCAAAUAUCUUCAGAAAAUUGGAGCCAUGCUCCACCACCUCAGCCAUCAGUUCAGUAGUCCUGUCAUCUGUAUCAAUCAGAUUGCAGACGUGGUAAAUGACUCUCAUUUGGCUCAGGGUAAUUUUGGCUUAUUAGAUAAAAAAGUGCUACCAGCUCUGGGUGUGACUUGGUCCAAUCAGCUCUUGAUGAGGCUAAUGGUUAGUCGGACACAACUCUGUGUUGAAGGCAAAUUUCCUGUCAACAAAGCCUGUAUCUUGAAUUCUGGGACUGUCCUACGCAGAAUGGAAAUCAUUUUUGCACCUCAUCUUCCUCAAUCAUUCUGCAACUAUAUAAUCUGCAAGGAAGGGGUAAGGGGAAUAAGGAAAGUAGGACUAUAACCGGGGCCAUUGGAAAAUCUGUAUUUUCUUUCUCCUCUAUUUUUAUUUUUCCCAAACUUAUUUUCAGUAUUUUCUGAAAGCAAAAUAUUGUGGAUGCUGGAAAUCUGAAAUAGGAACAGAAGGUUCUGGAGAAACUCAGCAAGUCUGGCAACAUUUGUUGUGAGAAAUAGAGCUUGGAACUUUCCGAAGAAUAACCUUUGGACUGUUAUUUUUAUUUUCUCCCACAGAUUGUGCCAGACCUGCUGGUUUCUUAGCAUGUUCUGUUUCCCCUCAAUACUCUUGCUUCAUUGCCAGUCACCGUUCAUAUACAAAUGAAUUUAAUAUUGCUGGCUGGUCCAGUCUGCCCAAAAGAAGUCACUCUGUUUCAUUUAAAGGGUCUGACUUUAACCAAUAUAGAUCAAUAUGGCAGUUCUAGAAGGGUCACCAUUUCUAGUUCCAUUAAUUGUGUUAAUUUCUAAUCAUUGCAUUGCUGAAAGUUCUGCUUAUAUGAAAUUAAAUAGGCAGAUUUUAUCAAAAUAUUAUUAACAUUUUAUUACAUUAUUUUGCAAGUUUUCUCUGACUGUAGUAACAUUAUGUACCUAAGAUAUGACAUUCCUAAUAUUCAAAAUAUUCUUUUCUCCCCCCAUUCGACUGCUGUAAUGCUCUGAUUUUUCUGAUGUCUUGACAAACUUUCAGAGUCUGGGUCUUUAAAAUCAGAACCUCCUUUUUUUUUUAGAAACUGUGAAUUAAUCCUUUUAAAAAUUCUUCCAAUGGGGGUUACGUAGUAAGUCAACAUUUUCAAUCCUAAGUUGUUCUUUGAUAUCUGCUGCAUUGCAUGAAAAUUGAUAAAGAAUUCUCAAGCUGAUUAGUCAGUCAUGGUACUAAACAUGUGACUGUUGUAUGUUCUACGAGCUAGUCUUUGAAAAAAUUAACUUCUACAAUAUAGAUUUUGUUUCUUUAAAAUUAUAGUAAAUAUGCAAAAUACUUCCAAACUACUCUUAGUUCAAGGAUAAUCUCAUUUUUGAUUGAUCAACAUUCAAUGAUCACUUCUUUUCUUUGCAAAUGAUUUAAAUUAUUGCCGUUUAAAUAAAAGUUUUAUGUGCUUUAGAACCAGUAUUCCAACUUAAAUAAGACUGCUCCCUCCAAAUGGUCAGUUGCUGAUUAAACAUUAAACAGAAAUGAUUGUGAUAUUUAAAGAAGAUUCUGCAACACAGCAGAUGAUCUUUGAUCAGAUCCAAAUGUUGAGUUCAAUAAGCAAACAAAAUCCCUAAUAUUAAUAAUUUAAUUGAAAUACCCUAUUUGAGACCAAUAGAAUGUAGAGUUGACUUUUAUUUUCUGAAAAAGUUUCCUGUUAUUACACAUGUCCUACAGUAUA